GGUUUAUUUUAUACUCAAAAUGUAGGACUCAGUUGUGUUUUUAGAUAACGACUUCGUAUUAUUAGAUUGCCCGAUUAGGAAUGAAAUAAUUAACAAAGAACGAAAAAAUACCGUUUUCGUUCCCAUACAAAAAAUACCGGUUCCGAUCCCUGGUAUGACCUAUUCACCCCGUAAAUGAUUGCAGGUGACUAAAUAAAAUGAAGGCUAGCCCUUAACAUUUUAUACAUUGCAGUAGCUAUUAUUAGUCGAAAGUUCGCAGUAUCCCCGCGGCGCUUCAACCGACAACACAACAGACAAUGUUAUGUGUUUGAGUGAUUCUGAUUUAUUUUAAACUAUAAAUACACUACUUAAGUAUGCAGGUCAUCACCUCGCUCAUCGCAAUACUCGCCGUCAGCUCGGCCGUCUACGUCCCUCGCAUCAUCACGGCUCCUACCACGAAGGUUGACUACCACUGCUCAACGCUGAUGCUUGGACGCAAAACAGAAGAUCAGAUUCAGUUGCCACAAAAAACUGUUGGGUCACAUGAUUACCUGUAUGUGACUGAUGGCUGCUACAAACAACAAAAGAAGUGGGUAGGCGAGAAGGUGACCGCCUGCGACUCCGUGGGUUCCUGGCCGCCCACCAUCAUUCCUUUCGGCGCUGGCAGUUUCUCCCCGCUUUACAUCAACUGCGCUCAGGAAAACCCGCAUCCGUGCUACGAGUUGAUAAUUGUUCAUGUCACGUUGUAUUGUGAGGCGAGGAGCUUGAAUGGCUUGUAAAUUUUCCGUUUUUCCGAUUCGAUUAAGGAACUGUGCUAAGGUACGAGCUGCAAAAUAGCAUGGGAAUAAUUCAUAAAGUGGACAUGCACUUUUGCAGCUGGGGGUAUAUACAUCUAAUAAAAUAAUAAAAUGUGUAAUUGUAAUUGUUCAAUUAUAUACCCUAAGACAAGUCAAAUUAAGUAUAUGAUGUUAUUGAUGUUCCAUGACAAAAAAUCGAGAUUCUAACACAACGAUUAAGAUCUUUUUUUUUUAAAGUGACUAGAUGACUAAAUGUCAGUUAUAUGAAAAAUUUGCAUCUGCAUCUCCAGCACUUUUGAAGGAUACCUCUUUUGAGGGUUAGUUUAAAUUACACUUUCCUCGACCAAACGUUAUACCUAUAAAUCUGUUAGAAUUGUUGUUCAUAGAAUUAAAAUAAUAUGUAAUAUUUACAUAUUGUCAUACCUAUUUGACAGGUAAUUUUAUAUCAUCAAUAAAUUAUGAUUAUGAACUUUAUAUCCUGUAACAUAUUGUACUUAAAAAAAAAUCCAAAAUAAAAGUUCCAACAUGCGAUGCGUAAAAUAAUUUCACCGCUCAGUCUCACAAUAAAUAAGGCUCGAGGGCGCGUCAUAACGCGCCGUCACUAAGAUAUACGGUCGCUGUCCUAUUUUCCCCAGUCUCCCCUAUCGCAGCAAAUUGUCCAUCUAAUCGAACUGCGUAGUUCAUAAACGACUAUACGUGCUUCGCGAGAACAAAGUCCACGAAUAAGAUGGUCUCACUAAUCAUUUGUUUUUCUUUAAGCUGUAUCUUUUACUGAGGUGUGUGAGGUGUGAGGUG
Cydia pomonella (codling moth) is the source of this 1571-nucleotide messenger RNA. RefSeq lists its product as uncharacterized. Lineage: Eukaryota; Metazoa; Arthropoda; Insecta; Lepidoptera; Tortricidae. The transcript is spliced from 4 exons. The coding region runs from base 354 to 758 and encodes 134 amino acids. The record is from RefSeq and is a predicted model, not a curated record.